GCCGCAGGAAGGUGGGGGGAGUGGGUGUGAGAGAGACAGACGUGGGCUUGUUUUUCUAGUUGCUUAAUAUACAUGUAGGCUGGAAGGGAGGACGUUUCCUUGAUGUACUUGGGAAGGGAGGAGGAACGAAUGCCUGCCGGAUCUCACAGCUACAGUAGCUGCGGCUUUUGUUUAUUCCGAGGCGCUUACGAUUUUUCAGUCUGCGGUGCAAGAUAGUGAGACGCUUCCCUUCUGGACAUCGAAGCGCGUCUCAGCACCAUCUCCUUGAGAAAGCAUCGUUUUCGUGAGUGCUGGGGCAACCGGCCUUUUCCUUUUUCCUCCUGUUCUCUUCUUUCCAGUGCAUCUCAAGUUCCAAAGUAUGUGCAGUGGUACAGAAGUUGCAUGAUUUCGGUGCUGACUUUGGAUUACAUCUGAAACACUAGGAAUGGUAAUUUCCACUUUUCGGGACCUCAGAACCAAGAAGCUGAAGAGAAUCCCUAUGUAAUAAAGUGAAAUCUCUUCUGUUGUCCUUUGGCAUUUGGAAACUUCUUUAUUUCACCAUACACAAGGAGUCUAUAACUAGUGCAGUCAUUAUGAAUGUGACAAGUUUAUUUUCCUUCACAAGUCCAGCUGUGAAGAGACUCCUUGGGUGGAAACAGGGUGAUGAAGAAGAAAAAUGGGCAGAGAAAGCUGUUGACGCUUUGGUGAAAAAGCUGAAAAAAAAGAAAGGUGCCAUGGAGGAACUGGAAAAGGCCUUGAGCUGCCCGGGGCAGCCAAGUAACUGUGUCACCAUUCCCCGCUCUCUGGAUGGCAGGCUGCAAGUUUCCCACCGGAAGGGACUGCCUCAUGUCAUUUAUUGCCGCGUGUGGCGCUGGCCCGAUCUUCAGAGCCACCAUGAACUAAAACCACUGGAAUGCUGUGAGUUUCCUUUUGGUUCCAAGCAAAAGGAGGUGUGCAUCAAUCCCUACCACUAUAAGCGAGUAGAAAGCCCUGUUCUUCCUCCAGUGCUGGUUCCAAGACACAGCGAAUAUAAUCCUCAGCACAGCCUGUUAGCUCAGUUCCGUAACUUAGGACAAAAUGAGCCUCACAUGCCACUCAACGCCACUUUUCCGGAUUCUUUCCAGCAACCCAACAGCCAUCCGUUCCCUCACUCCCCCAGUAGCAGCUACCCCAACUCUCCUGGAAGCAGCAGUGGCACCUACCCGCACUCGCCCACCAGCUCAGACCCAGGAAGCCCUUUCCAGAUGCCAGCUGAUACGCCCCCGCCCGCUUACCUGCCUCCCGAAGACCCCAUGACCCAGGAUGGCUCUCAGCCAAUGGACACAAAUAUGAUGGCACCUUCCCUGCCCUCAGAAAUCAACAGAGGAGAUGUUCAGGCGGUUGCUUAUGAGGAACCCAAACACUGGUGCUCUAUUGUCUACUAUGAGCUCAACAAUCGUGUGGGUGAAGCGUUCCACGCCUCCUCCACAAGUGUGUUGGUGGAUGGUUUCACCGAUCCUUCCAACAAUAAGAACCGUUUCUGCCUCGGGCUGCUGUCCAACGUUAACCGGAAUUCCACUAUCGAAAACACCAGGCGGCACAUUGGAAAAGGAGUACAUCUUUACUACGUGGGAGGGGAAGUGUAUGCCGAAUGCCUCAGCGAUAGCAGCAUCUUUGUGCAGAGUCGGAACUGCAACUACCACCAUGGAUUUCACCCCACUACUGUCUGCAAGAUCCCUAGUGGGUGUAGUUUGAAAAUCUUCAAUAACCAAGAAUUCGCUCAGUUAUUGGCACAGUCUGUGAACCACGGCUUCGAGACAGUCUAUGAGCUCACUAAAAUGUGCACUAUCCGCAUGAGCUUUGUAAAGGGUUGGGGAGCAGAGUACCACCGCCAGGAUGUUACUAGUACCCCCUGCUGGAUUGAGAUCCACCUGCACGGCCCCCUCCAGUGGCUGGAUAAAGUUCUUACUCAGAUGGGUUCACCUCACAAUCCUAUUUCAUCUGUGUCUUAAACGGCCUCAGGCUUCUGCCUCUUGAAAACUAUUGAGCCUUGCAUGUACUUGAAGGAUGGAUGAGUGAGUCAGACGUGAUCAAGAACUGACAAAGGAGCCUUGAUAAUACUUGACCUCUGUGACCAACUGUUGGAUUCAGAAAUAAAAAAAAACCUUGGUAACAUACUGUCGAUAUCAAGAACCCGUUUAGUUUACAUUGUAACGUUCUAUGGUAAAGUCAACUAAAAUUCAUACUUUUUAGCAGGACUUCAUGUAGAGUUAAAGGAGAGAUGGCCAAGCCAGGGACAAAUUAUCUAUCGGAGAAACGAUCCUAAGAGAUUCUUUUGUGUUUGGCACUUUAAGGUCAUCGUUUGGCAAAAGUUUAGCAUUAAUAGUCUCUCUGAAGUGUGUUUUUUAUCAGGUUUAGAACCCAUGUUGUGUCUUCUCUUCAUGGGUUUUCAUAAUAUUUUAAAACUAUUUGUUUAGCAAUGGUUUUUGUUUUUUAAGUAAAGUUUAGUCUUGAUGAUAUACAUGGUAAUCUUUCUAAAAUUGUAUGCUGACCAUACUGCUGUCAGAAUAAUGUUAGGCAUAUGCUCUUUGCUAAAUAUAUAUGUACAGAAUAUUUGGAAGUUAAGAGUUGAUUAGACUAGUGGAUUUAGGAGUAUUUGAGGGGGGUGGGGAAGAGGGAAAUGACAACUGCAAAUGUAGAAUAUACUGUAAAGAGUCAGUUUGUUGCUUUCAAGAAACAAACUGAUGUCUGAAUUUUGCUGUGUUUCAAUUUUUUAGAGAUUUUAUCCUACUUUUUUUUUUCGUGUCUUCUAUCCCUUCCUCUCCAAAAAGCAGUUAUGCAGCUGGUUCAUUCAUACAACUGUGAGAGCAAAUGAGUAAUUCCUGCUACUCUGAAACCGACUGCCUGUAUGUUUCGACACCAAUUGUAUGGAGUGCUUGAAUGUAAUAAGCAGUUUUUAUGGAGUUUACAGAAAUGGGCUUUAAUUUUCAAGUGAAUUGUUUGCCAAACCUAGUAACUGUUUAAUAUUUGGAGGAUUUAAAGAACAUCCCUGUUUAAAUCCAUUUCAGACUUUUUAAAUUUUUUUGUACUAUGUUUGGUUUUAUUUUUCUUCUGCUAAUCUUUUAUAUUCACUUAUGCUCUCGUACAUUGAGUACUUUUAUUCCAAAACUAGAGGGUUUUCUCUACUGGAAAUUUUAAAUAAACCUGUCAUUAUUGCUUA
Molecule: messenger RNA, 3178 nt
Organism: Lutra lutra (Eurasian river otter)
Lineage: Eukaryota; Metazoa; Chordata; Mammalia; Carnivora; Mustelidae
Gene: SMAD1
Product: SMAD family member 1
Exons: 7
Coding region: 573-1970 (465 amino acids)
Biological process (GO): BMP signaling pathway; regulation of transcription by RNA polymerase II; SMAD protein signal transduction
Cellular component (GO): heteromeric SMAD protein complex
Molecular function (GO): RNA polymerase II cis-regulatory region sequence-specific DNA binding; I-SMAD binding; DNA-binding transcription factor activity, RNA polymerase II-specific
Source: RefSeq, a predicted model, not a curated record